Globicephala melas (long-finned pilot whale) is the source of this 2694-nucleotide messenger RNA. RefSeq names its product complement C5a receptor 2 (gene C5AR2). Gene Ontology annotation, cellular component: plasma membrane. NCBI's taxonomy places the organism in Eukaryota, Metazoa, Chordata, Mammalia, Artiodactyla, Delphinidae. The record is from RefSeq and is a predicted model, not a curated record. Gene Ontology annotation, molecular function: complement component C5a receptor activity; G protein-coupled receptor activity. Gene Ontology annotation, biological process: complement receptor mediated signaling pathway; positive regulation of cytosolic calcium ion concentration; phospholipase C-activating G protein-coupled receptor signaling pathway.
CCAGUGGAGUCCCCUAGGAGCCCUGGCAAACGGGACCAGCUUGCAGGAAUCCACUUACUGCCAGACUCGGGGGAGAGACUGCAGACUUCCCAGGUCCUGCUGUGGGCCUGGAUCGUGCUCCCAAGUGGUGUUUGGCCAAACUGGGGACCAUUCCUCAAGAGAUGGUGUCUGGGGUUUGGAUGGAGAACUCUUCUCUCGGCUACGAGUAUGGGGAUUACGGCGAGAUUCCAGAUCUCCCUGUGGACUGUGUUGAUGACACCUGCGUCUCCAUCGAACCCCUCCACGUGGCCCCACUCCUGCUGUAUGCCGCCGUCUUCCUGGUGGGGUUGCCAGGCAAUGCCAUGGUGGCCUGGGUGACCUGGAAAGAGGCCCGCCGGAGGGUCGGUGCCACCUGGUUCCUCCACCUGGCCGUGGCGGACCUACUCUGCUGCUUGUCUCUCCCCAUCCUAGCAGUGUCCGUCGCCCACGGGGGCCGUUGGCUGUAUGGGGCCGUGGGCUGCCAGGCCCUGCCCGCCGUCAUCCUGCUGUCCAUGUACGCCAGCGUCCUCCUCCUGGCCACUCUAAGCGCUGACCUUUGCCUGCUGGCCUUCGGGCCCAGCUGGUGGGGUGCAGCUGGGAGGGCAUGCAGGGUGCAGGUAGGCUGUGGGGCAUCCUGGACACUGGCCUUGCUGCUCACUGUGCCCUCAGCCAUCUACCGCCGGCUGCGUCAGGAGUAUUUCCCACACCGGCUGGAGUGCGUAGUGGACUACGGUGGCUCGACCGUGGCCGAGAACUCAGUGACCGCCACCCGGUUUAUUUUCGGCUUCCUGGGGCCGCUGGUGGUCGUGGCCGGCUGCCAUGGUGCCCUCCUGUGCUGUACUGCCCGACGCCGCUGGCCACUGGGCAUGGCCGUUGUGGUAGGGUUUUUUGUCUGCUGGUCCCCCUACCACACACUGGGGCUGGUACUCACCUUGGCUGCCCCACACUCUGUGCUCUUGGCCCGGGCCCUGCGGGCUGAACCCUUGGUCGUGGGCCUGGCCCUUGCUCACAGCUGUCUCAAUCCCAUGCUUUUCCUGUAUUUCGGGCGGUCUCAACUCCGAAAGUCUCUGCCAGCUUCAUGUCGCUGGGCCCUGAAGGAGUCACAGAGCCAUGAUGAAAGUGUGGUCAGCAAGAAAUCCACUGGCCGAGACCUGGUCUCAGAGGUGGAAGUGUAAGCUAGAGGGAAAUUGGUUUGUAUCCUCCUCUUCCACUUUACAAGACUGGCUUCAGGCAUAGCUGGAUCCAGGGGCUUAAUGAUAUUGUCAUUUAUCCCUUGAUUCAUUCAACAAAUAUUCAUUAUGUCCCCUGCCAUGUGCAGUGCAGAUAUAGGACAUUUCCAUCAUUGCAGGAAAUUCCAUGGGACAGGGCUGCUCUAGCAUCUCACCUGCUCAGAUCUUUUAAAUCACAUAGCAGUAACACCUUCAUGUAGAGUCACUACUCCAGGAUAGCACUUUACACAUAGUUUCUACUUUAAGGUAAUUCUUACAACACCCAGGCAGGAAGGGGGAGAUGCCUCUUUUCAUAAGCUGAGGCCCAGGGAGAAGAGGUCAUUUGCCCAAGAUCACACGGCAAGGAAGUUAUAGAGUUGAGAUUUGACCCCAUGUUUACUUGACUCCAGUGCCCAUGCUCUUGAUCACCAAACUUUUCCUUCAUUGCCUUGUUCAAAUAAUACUUCCUCCAGGAAGCUCUCCCUGAUUCAUUCCCCUCCCAGGGAGGAAGUAGUGUUCUGUUCUCCAAGUUUCUGGAACAAAAAUUCCCAGCUAAACUGUAAAUUUCCUAAGGACAACAUCUGGGCCAAUUUAAUUUCUGUCUCUCCUCCACCCAUCCCAAGCCUUAAAAAGAGACAAACUGUAUUUGUCUACACCUUGUUUUUUUCCAACUAGAUUGUGAGCUCUCCACUGGUGGGGAUCUCUUUCUUUCUUUUUCUGCCCAUUUUAAUUUUUUAAUUUUUAUUUUUUUGUGGGGGGGGAUCUCUUUCUUGCUAUCUUUUUUUUUCUUUAUCUGAUACAGAGACACUUAGUAAGUCCUCAACAAGACAUAUUUUAUUUUUUGAUAUUUUAUUCAGAACUCUCACGCGUGAAUUAUUACGACCAAGACUGCCUUGUAGAAUGAAUUAUGUCCUGUGACAAUUUAUAUAACUUCAUGAAAACUUGGGAGAAAUCCUGCUGUUAAUCCAUUAAGGCCAGGUGCCAUUUAGGAGAGUUCUUCUUUGAUACAUUUACAAAGAGUCUUUUCUGUUUUUUGAAAUUUAUUUUCCUUUCGUAUUGCAUCAGCCUUAUUUUUUGUUAAGAAGAAUCAAUUUCAUGAAAGCUUUCAGAUGUAUUUCUGUGGAAUUUUCCAUGGAACUCCCUUAAUCAUUCAAAAUAAUCCUGUGGGCUUCCCUGGUGGCACAGUGGUUAAGAAUCUGCCUGCCAGUGCAGGAGACAUGGGUUUGAGCCCUGGUCUGGGAAGAUCCCACAUGCCGCGGAGCAACUAAGCCUGUGUGCUACAACUACUGAGCCUGUGCUCUAGAGCCCACAAGCCACAACUACUGAGUCCGUGUGCCACAGCUACUGAAGCCCGUGUGCCUAGGGCCCAUGCUCUGCAACAAGAGAAGCCACCGCAAUGAGAAGCCUGUGCACCACAGUGAAGAGUAGCCCCCACUCGCCCCAACUAGAGAAAAGCGUGCGUGCAGCC